This is a messenger RNA of Arctia plantaginis, 4269 nucleotides long. The record is from the annotation of a GenBank genome assembly. NCBI's taxonomy places the organism in Eukaryota, Metazoa, Arthropoda, Insecta, Lepidoptera, Erebidae.
AUGUUGGUUUUGUGUUCGAAAAUAUUAGUGAUUUUAGUACUAGCACAAUAUGUAACAAGUGUAGAAUUUUAUAAAAGCAAGCGAGUUCCACCAAAAUAUAAAGAAAUAAGAAGAACAUACUCCUUAAAAGAAGAAGAAAAUGUUGAUAGUACACCUGCUGAUACGUUCCUUGAGAAGAACACUGAUCGAGAUACAUCUAUUGGUAAUAUAGAAACUACUGAUGAUAACCAACCUAGUUUUACUACUAUUUUAACAAAUGAUAAUGGGGGCACUAUUGAUUAUCCUUUGAAAAAGAAUGAAGAAAAAGAUAAAACUGAACCUGUUGAAGCAGAUGUUAAUAAUAACAGUGACCAGGCCAAGGAGUCUAUUGAUAAUAUACAAAGCACAGAGAACGAGCAAACAAGUUUUACAACUACAGUAAAACCUAAAAGACGUCCUUUCAAUCUUCGAAAAAAAAGUAAAUCUUCUGAAAUAGAUAUUAAUGUGAGCAAUGACAGAGACAAAGUAUCGAUUGAAAAAAUACAAACCACUAAUAAAAAGCAAUUUAGUUUAACUACUAGUACAAUAAUGGCUAAAAGACGUAAUUUUAAUCUUCGUCCUAUUAGGAACAAGGGAGAUAAAGCUCCAAACAAACCUUUAGAAACAUUUGUUAAAGAUAAUAUUGAUAAAGACGAAGAAACCAUUGAUGAUAAACAAAUAACCGAGGAAAAGAAACCUGUUGUAAGUACAACUACAAUUAAGCCUAAAAGACGUUUUUCUCAUCUUCGUACUUUGAAAAAUAGAAGAGAAAAGGUUCAAACUGUACCUGCUACAACAUCUGAUAUCGUAAACACUAACCAAGACAAAGUAUCCAAUGGUAAUUUACAAACUAUUAGAGAAGAGAUACCUGUUGCAACUACUAGAAAAAUGAAACCUUUAAGGCGUACUCUAAAUGUUUAUUCUCUGAAAAGAAAAGAGGAAAAAACUGAUAGUAAGAUAUCUUCUGGUAACGUACAAACAACUGAAGACGAGAAAGUGAUUAUAACCACUAGUACAGUAAGAGCUAAAACACCGACUACUUUAGGUCUUAAAAGUAAUUUGAAAAAGAAAGAACAAGGAGGUGACAGUAAAUUUCUUGAAACAGUAGUUGACGAGGAUACUUAUCAAGAUGAAGUAUCUAAUAUACAAGUUAUUGGUGAUAAGAAACCCAAUGUGAUUACAAGUACAGUAAAACCAGAAUCACCUGCUACUAGCCCCUAUUCAUUGAAAAGGGAAGAAGGAAAUACAGAUGGCGAAACCCUUGAAGCACUCAUCAAAGAGAAUGCUGAGCAAGGCAAAGUGGCUAUUGAUAAUAUACAAAUAAUUAAAGAAAAGAAACCCAUUGUAUCAACGAGCACAAUAAAUCCCAAAACUGUUACCCUAAGUCCUCAGCUUUUACACAACGAAGAAGAAUACAUUGACAGUGAAUAUGUUGAAAAAAUAGUAAACGAGAAUACUGGUCAAAUCAAAGUAUCUCUAGAUGACGUAAAAAGUACUAGAGAUAAGAAACUCAGUGUAACUGCUAGAAGAGUAAAACCUACAACUUCUACUUCAAGUCUCUAUUCUCUGAAAAAAGAAACUGACAAUAAAUCUGUUAAAACAGUUGUACAGGAUAACACUGGUCAAAUCGAAUUACCCCUAGAUACCCUCAAAACUACUGGAGAUAAUAAACUCAGUCUUUCACUGAAUAAAGAUACUAACGUUGCGUCUGAUGUCACAUUAUUAAGCAAGAAAACUGGUCAAAACAAAGAAUCUAUUGGUAAUCUACAAGCUACUGGAGAAAAAAAAGUCACUGUAACUACAAGUACAAUAAAACCAAGAAGACGAACUCUAAGCCUUUCUUCUUUAAAAAGAAAAGAAGUAAAUCCUAAUACUAAACCUGUUUCAACACAGAAGACUGAUCGAGACCAGGUAACUACAAGUAACGAGCGAACUACUGGAGAGGAGAAACUCAGAGUAACUACUAGUACAGUAAAACCCAAAACUUCUACUUCAAGUCUCUAUUCUCUAAAAAAAGAAACUGACAAUAAAUCUGUUAAAACAGUUGUAAAAGAUAACACUAGUCAAACCGAAUUAGCUCUAGAUACCCUCAAAACUACUGGAGAUAAUAAACUCAGUCUGUCAUUGAAUAAAGACACUAACGUUGAGUCUGGUGUAACAUUAUUUAGCGAGAAAACUGCUCAAAACGAAGAAUCUAUUGGUAAUCUACAAGCUACUGGAGGAAAAAAAGACACUGUAACUACAAGUACAAUAAAACCAAGAAGACGAACUCUAAGCCUUUCUUCUUUGAAAAGAAAAGAAGUAAAUCCUAGUACUAAACCUGUUUCAACACAGAAGACUGAUCGAGACCAGGUAACUACAAGUAACGAGCGCACUACUGGAGAGGAGAAACUCAGAGUAACUACUAGUACAGUAAAACCCAAAACUUCUACUUCAAGUCUCUAUUCUCUAAAAAAAGAAACUGACAAUAAAUCUGUUAAAACAGUUGUACAGGAUAACACUGGUCAAAUCGAAUUACCCCUAGAUACCUUCAAAAUUACUGGAGACAAUAAACUCAGUCUUUCAUUGAAUCUUGACACUAAAGUUGCGUCUGUUGAAACAAUAGUUAACAAAAAUACUGGUCAAAACGAAGAAUCUACUGGUAACGUACAGGCUACUGGAGAAAAAAAAGUCACUAUAACUACUAGUUCAAUAAAACCAAGAAGACGAACUCUAAGCCUUUCUUCUUUGAAGAGAAAAGAAGAACAUUCUGAUACUAAACCUGUUUCAACACAGAAGACUGAUCAAGACCAGGUAACUACAAGUAACGGGCGAACUACUGGAGAAGAGAAACUCAGAGUAAUUACUAGUACAGUAAAACCCAAAACUUCUACUUCAAGUCUCUAUACUCUAAAAAAAGAAACUGACAAUAAAUCUGUUAAAACAUUUGUAAAGGAUAACACUGGUUCAAUCGAAUUAGCUCUUGAUACCCUGAAAAUUACUGGAGACAAUAAACUUAGUCUUUCAUUAAAUAAAGACACUAACGUUGCGUCUGUUGAAACAAUAGUUAACGAAAACACUGGUCGAAACAAGGUAUCUAUAGGUAAUGUACAAGCUACUCGAGAAAAUAAAGUCACUGUAACUACGACUGCAAUAAAACCAAGAACACGGACUCCUAACAUAUAUCCUUUGAAAAGAAAAGAAGAAAAUUCUCAAAAUAAACUAAUUGCAACACCCGUGAACGAGAACACUGAUCAAUACCAAGUAACUACAAGUGAUCUACGAGCUAAUGGAAACCAGAAACUCAGUGUAACUUCUAGAAUAAUGAAACCUCAGAGACGUACUUCAAAUCUUAAUUAUUUAAAAAAGACGGAAGAAAAUACUAGCAGUAAACCUAUUGAAACGUUUGUUAAUGAGAAUAUACGUCAAGAGAAAGCGUCUACUGGUGACUUACAAAAUAGUGGAGAUAAGAAGUUCAGCCUUAUUUCUAGUACUAUAGAACCUAAAAGACUUACUGUAAAUCUUGACUCUUUAAAAAUCAAUGAAGACAAUACUAAAAGUAAAUCUGUUGACACGUUUGUUAGUAAGAACUUUGGUCAUGAAAAAAUAUCUAUUGAUAACUUACAAUCUGAGCAAGCAACUAUAAAUGAGGAAGCUAAUUCAAAUAUUAGCACAAAAGAGCCUGAAAUACUUACUGUAAAUAGUGCAAUUUCUGAUCAUGGAAGUAAACGCAUUAUAAAAACUCAACGAAAAAUAGUAGUUAAAAAUACAGACGAAGGAAGUAAACCUAUUACUAUUAGUAGUGUCUCCAAUAAAGACGGUCACAUGAAAGUGGUGGCAGCACAAGCUCCUCAAUCAUAUGAAAAUUAUUUUCAAACUACUACACCAUAUACAAAAUUAGAAAAAACAACACAGAAUCAUGAUAAUUUUGUCCCUAUUGUUGGAGUACAUAAUUAUGUUUAUGCAUAUAAUGGGGAUUAUCAUUACAGCUACGAAGGUGGUGACGGUACUAAGGCUUUCGAGAGAGGGGAAUUAAAGUCUGCAGAUGGCAGUUCAAAUUCAUCAGGUGUCGUUGGUGGUUAUUCGUAUAAGGACAAAGACGGCAACGUCUUUAAUUUGUCUUACACAGCUGGAGAAGGUGGCUACCAACCAGUAGGUGCUCACUUACCAACGUCACCUCCAAUUCCACCAGCUAUUCAACGUGUUCUGAGAAUUCUAGCGACUAAAACUACACCAGAACCGAUCACUGAAAGAAUUAAAAGCGAUCACUGA